Messenger RNA from Poeciliopsis prolifica (blackstripe livebearer), 1557 nucleotides. RefSeq names its product twisted gastrulation BMP signaling modulator 1a (gene twsg1a). The transcript has 5 exons. The record is from RefSeq and is a predicted model, not a curated record. Gene Ontology annotation, biological process: regulation of BMP signaling pathway. Bases 482 to 1150 code for a protein of 222 amino acids. NCBI's taxonomy places the organism in Eukaryota, Metazoa, Chordata, Actinopteri, Cyprinodontiformes, Poeciliidae.
CCUGACGAGGCGCUCCCAAAGCGCCGCCGAUAGGAGAGGAGACAAAGGAGAAGAUGAUCCAUGACGCAACCCGAGCCAACCCGCUCACGUGUUGCUUUGACGCAGCGCUUUUACGCACGUUUUGUUUUUAGGUUUGUUUGUUUCUUUUCGCCCUUCUUCUUGUUGAUCCGCUCUGCUCUGAAUCAGAGUCUCGGCGCGCUGAUCUGGGAUCUGUUUGACCUCCGGGCGCCGGUGGUUUCUCCCCGCAGAGGCUUCGCUUUGAAAAUGGAGCGUGUGCCUUUAAGGCGCCCGACUGCCUGCCGCUUUGUGCUGCGGAGAGACUGACGCCCUCUGGACACAGUGGACACCGGAGCGGCGGCGGAUCACCAUCCCGGAGGAGUUCAAAGGGAAAACCACCUCCGCCUCUUACAAAAAGAACCCGACCUGCGAGCUUAUCGACUGCGUUCAGGUGUUUUCCCGUCGCGCCGGUGAGACCGUCAGGAUGAGGUCCGCUCAGCUGAUCCUCCCCGCCACGGCAGCGCUGCUCUUCCUCCUGGCCGGACUCUCUCUGACCUCCGGCUGCAACAAAGCCCUCUGCGCCAGCGACGUCAGCAAGUGCCUCAUUCAGGAGCUGUGCCAGUGCCGCCCCUCCGAUGGAAACUGCUCCUGCUGCAAAGACUGCAUGCUGUGUCUGGGGAACCUGUGGGAGGAGUGCUGCGACUGCGUUGGGAUGUGUAACCCCAAGAACUACAGCGACUCUCCUGCCACCUCCAAGAGCACGGUGGAGGAGCUGCACCGCCCCAUCCCCUCGCUGUUCCGCGCCCUGACGGAGGGCGACGCGCCCAUCAACAUGAUGGUGGUGUCCUUCCCCGUGGCGGAGGAGUUCACGCACCACGAGAACCUGGUUUCCUUCCUGGAGUCGCUCAACAGCCAGCCGCAGAACGUGUCGGUGCCCGGGAACAGCAUCCACACCGGCAUCGAUCCUCACGAGAAAAUGUGCACGGUGGUUUACUUUGACGACUGCGUCUCCAUUCGUCAGUGCAAGCAGUACUGUGAGGCAAUGGGCGGAUCAAAGUACCGCUGGUUUCACAACGCCUGCUGCCAGUGCAUCGGCCCAGAGUGCCUGGACUACGGCAGCAAGGCCGUCAAGUGUUUGAACUGUCUCGUCUGACCCGAACCGAGCCGAUCCAAUCUCUGGGCACAUGUUGGCACCAAAAGACUGAGGGAAAAGAAACCCAUCACUGUUAUAUGUUAGCAUUCCUCAGUAACCAUGUAAAAUAACCCCCGGCCUCCCCUUUCUCCUCCUCCUGCAAAGUGUUUUUUAUUCUGCUGUUACUGUAUAUUUUUAGAUAUGUCUUCCAUAGUGUGUUUUUUACUAGAGGUGUAUAUGAAUAAUGUAUUUUUGCAAUUACUGUCAGCAAAAUCCCAGUCUUGUACCAAAUAAAGAAAAGAUUUGGUAACUUAAGUGUUUGUGUCUCAAAGGCUAGGCUCAAUUUAACUGAAUUAAACCUUGUUUGCCCAUUUUUCACUGUUCUUAAAGCUGCAGUGUGUAACUUUUAUAAAAAUAUUUUCUACAUA